Bursaphelenchus okinawaensis is the source of this 3380-nucleotide messenger RNA. The record is from the annotation of a GenBank genome assembly. NCBI's taxonomy places the organism in Eukaryota, Metazoa, Nematoda, Chromadorea, Rhabditida, Aphelenchoididae.
AUGCAUCACGACCAUGAACCUCGAUAUUCCAAGGAAUCUGAAUGGAAAAGUACGGGAACGGAGGAUGUGAUGGUGUUCUAUCCAACGCUGCAAGAGAUGGCUGACUUCUCUGCAUAUGUUAGUAGUUGCGAAGCCAAAGGAGCUCAUUUGAAGUCGGGGAUUUGCAAAGUGAGUUUACUAUAAUAUAUUAUCGUAUUUUAAGAUUGUACCGCCGAAGGAAUGGUCUCCAAGACCGAAGAAGGGUCUGAAAUACGAGGAAGUUGGUGAUUAUAUUAUUAAAGCGUAUGUUUUUUUUUAUUUAUGUUUUGUAUUUGAAAGAAGAAGAAGUCAAAUGUGGUUUUUGUUGUUUUCUUCGAAUAAAACAAUAUAAGUAAUGUUUAUUGUGUUUACAGGCCUGUCAAAGAGUCUAUUUCCAACGCGUCGUACGGGGGUUUGUACGUUAAACAAAAUAAGAUAUAUCGCAAAGAAUUAUCGGUAAGACAAUUUGAAGAGCUGGCUCUAUCACAACAUUACCUGAAUCCACGACAAGACUUGGAGCUGAAGGACAUUGAAAGGUAUGUGUAGUAGUAUUAUAAAUCUAAUUUUUAAAAGAAAUGUUGUUUUUGUUUAUAAAAAUUGAGUAAUGUGCUACAAUAUCAUAUUUUUAGACAGUUUUGGCGCACUUUGUGUGUUGGAGAACCAAUUUAUGGUGCAGAUACUCCAGGAUCUUUGUACGACCCGCGUGUCAAAGAGUUCAAUAUUGCUAAGUUGAACACUAUUCUGGACUUACUGACCGAAUGCAAACUGAAGAUACCUGGCGUUAACACGCCAUAUUUGUACUUUGGUAUGUACAAGGCGACAUUUAGUUGGCACACCGAGGACAUGGAUUUGUAUUCUAUUAACUACUUGCAUUACGGGGAGCCAAAGGUAUUGUUUUGAAGGUUGGAUAACGACGAAAUAUUUUAUUGGCUGAUCUAUUAAAGACAAGAAAAUUUAUAUUAUAUUUUUAUUUGUUUUUAUGAAUAUGUUGUUUCAGUUUUGGUAUGCGAUUCCACCAGCAGAUGCUGCCAAGUUCGACAGGUUAUCUCUGCAAAAGUUUCCUGAAGAUGGCAGAAGGUGCAAAGCUUUUUUGAGACACAAAACUCACAUUAUCAAUCCUAAAGAGUUCAAACCUCAUGGGAUCAGGUACGGGACUAUGGUACAGUACCCCGGAGAGUUCAUUAUCACUUUUCCUAGAGUAAGUCGUACUUUUUUAAGACCCAAACAUCCUUGAUGUAGAAAGUUGAAAAUCGAAAUAAUUUUAUGAAUUCUUUGUAGUACCGAUAUUAUAUAUAAAAGUAUUUUUUAAGUUUUGAAAAUGAAAUUUAUUAUCAAUAUUUACAUUUAAAAAUUCGUUAUUUAUUUUUAUUCUGGCUUUUACUUAUAUGAUUUACUUUUUAGGGUUACCACAUGGGUUUUAAUCUUGGUUACAACUGCGCGGAAUCAACUAAUUUUGCCUUGGAUAGGUGGAUCGACGUGGCCAAGGAAGUCUCAGUUUGUCGUUGCGUGAAAGGUUCUGUAGAGAUCGACAUGGCUCCGUUUAUGAAGAAGUUCAGACCGGACGAGUACGAAGAAUGGUACGACUAUUGGUAUCGUCCUAGAGUUGUUAUUGUGAAGCCAAAGUCGGAAUCUUCAUCACCGUUUUUUAUGCCGAGUGUUGAUCUACCGUUAAUCAACGAGGAGAAGAUGAUUGAAUACAAGAAGAGUCUGGAUGAUAAGCGAACGAUCAUGCAUUUCCUAUGGCAACAUCAACAAGACUUUAAGGAAGAAGUCAACUUCAACACCAAAGAAGGAGAACGAUACCCUUACUGUUCUGUUUGUCAGCAUUUCACUCCUACAGUGUCAGAAUACACCCAGCGACCGCAAACGUAUGUUUUGUGCAUUUUUAAGUUUUAAAAUUGGGUUUUAUUUUAUAAAGACAUAAAUAUCUUACAAUUUAGGUCACAACGCUACACAAAUGACCAAUUGUACUCUAAAAGUUGUGUUCCGUGCAACGCUGAGAUUCCUCUGAAUUUGGCUUCUCUAAUUCAAUGUAAAAGAUGCCAUGUAGUGGUUCAUGAAGACUGUUACUUGACAAACAAGUCUUCAGAAGAUAGUUUUCCCUCCACUUCUGAUCAAUCGGAUCUUGAAGCUGUGCCUGCCAAACGACGACGAAGUGACAAGGCUGGUUGGCUGUGCAAAAGGUGUGAGUUCUCGAGAGAACAACUCGUCUGUGCAUCCGUCAACUGUGCCAUGUGCAAGUUGAGAGGUGGUGCGUUGAUUCCGUUUGUUAAUGGACAACCAGGACUGUUUGUUCAUAUUAUUUGUGCUAUUAUGAGUAGACGGUCCAAGAUUGUCAGGGACGAGCAGAAGAACAAGGUAUACGCUAUUACGUCGACGAUGGAUGGGGCGGAAACUGAUCUUGACAAAUUGAGGUAGGUUAAUAUUGUUUUUUAUGCACUGCUAACGAUGUUUAUUCUACUUAUAAAGUAGUGCUAGAGAUUAAAACACAUUAAAAAUUUUAGAGAGAUCUCGUCUAUAUCUCAGAACUACAUCGAACACGAGCCUGACCUUUACCUCAAUGUCGGAAUGGAUUCAAACUUCCAAUGUGCAUUUUGUUGUCAGCCUCUCGAAUCCUGUUUUGUCAAAUGCCAACCAUGCCUGGAUUCUGGAGCUCCUUGUCAAGUGUUUCAUCCUUAUUGUGCACAAUUCGCUGAAAUGCAUACUGAGGUUCGCAACUAUCCUUAUUUGGCAUUGGCAGUGUGCCCAUUACACAAUUCUGACAACAGUAAGUCAGCUAUCAGAGUAAAUUUAUAUUGCAGAUGAAGUCGAGAAGCACCCCAUCAACGUUGGAGACAGUGCCGUUUUCUUCAGUAACCUAGAAUGCGACCGUGUCAUCGUGGAAGAUGUAGCGGAGUCAUUCUUUUAUUUUGUCGAGUUUCUGGACUGUUCCUUCAGUUCGGAUGUUGCUAUCCAAGAUGUGAUUGACUGUCAGUGUAAACACAUCGGGUGCAACGGGGAACACAUCAGUGGACAUGUGGUUAGUUUUUUACAGAGUUUUGUAUGUUUGGGCAAGAAGUACUAUCAGAUUUAAGUAUUAACGACUUCAGGAUACAAGGCAUUUGCUGUUUGACUGACAGUAUUUGAAAUAUCGUUUACGAAAUUAUGAUUGUAAUGUUUGAUUACAGAUAAAAGUACGAUGGGAAGAUGGCCGAGAAUACCAAGGCUACUUCAGAGAGAAGGUGACUGGCUCCACCUUCACGGUGCGAUCCUUGACUUCUUCCACCCUUCGUAAAUGUUCGAGAAAUGCCUUAUAUUGUCUGGACGAAACGAAGCCAGAAGAACUUGAAGAACGUCUGGCCAAAAUCCCGUUGACAAUCUGA